Messenger RNA from Polypterus senegalus (gray bichir), 3714 nucleotides. RefSeq names its product family with sequence similarity 241 member A (gene fam241a). Bases 173 to 541 code for a protein of 122 amino acids. Gene Ontology annotation, cellular component: intracellular membrane-bounded organelle. The record is from RefSeq and is a predicted model, not a curated record. The transcript has 2 exons. NCBI's taxonomy places the organism in Eukaryota, Metazoa, Chordata, Cladistia, Polypteriformes, Polypteridae.
CGGGGAAGCAAGAGAUUACGAGAAGCCGCGCGCCGCUCAGUCAGGCAGUCUGUCCGCACCGGAGCGGGGAAAGCAACUGGCUGUCAACGAGACUGGAAUUCCGAAGAGAACUGGGGCGAGAGAAAUAAAAAGAAGGGAACAAGACGACGUCGCCACGGACAAGCGGAGUGCAAUGUCGGCCCUAAUCUCUCCUCCCCGCGAUUCGCCGGUUGGGAGAAACGGCGAGUACGAAGAGUUCGAAGGGCAGUUGCGGCGGAGGUUUGACGAGUCUCGGCGAGACGCGGAGCAGAUUGAGGAGCAUGGCGUCCAUCAGGGCACAGAGCCACCGGCGCCAGUCGACGACUGUGAGAAGCUGGGCACGCUGUUCGGAGAGCUCAACAAGUGCCUGAGACACCUCGGCUUUACUCAGAUGUACUUUGGAGAGAAGAUCAUUGAGCCGGUGGUGGUCGUGUUUUUCUGGGUGAUGCUCUGGUUUCUGGGGGUCCAAGCGCUGGCUUUGGUGACAGUUCUGUGCCUUGUGAUUAUUUAUAUACAGAAGUAGCAAACCCUCCCCUGAACUGGACUUGAACUGCGGCUAAGCUUCAAUGUAAAUAGAUGUACAUACAGAAUGUAACGUGACGGCGUCCACAAUCGACUCCUGCCUGCCCGCCUGCCUGCCACUGUCUUUACAAAGGGCACAGGGCGGCGCAAAUGUCACGAGGACCCAAGAACACCUUUGGAGUGUCUGCCGCUCCUCUGAUCCGAGGCAACAACGUGAGCAGACGUCAAAGGCUGAGCUGAAGAGCCCCCAGGGAGUCGAGGCCUCCAUUAGGGGGUGCCGUCUGACCAGGAGCUUUGUGUUUGCUCUCAUCGCGCGUCUCCAGUGCCUUCAUUACGCCACGGCGGGUGAUUUGCUUGAAGCUUAACUUUCUGGGUUUCACUCCAGCGGCCUUUCCCACCUUUCAGUGUCAUCGUCUAGGAAAAGCAAGUCCCCCAGAAUACAAAAGGGGGAUUAUAAGGAGACCUGGGCUCAUCCAGUGGAUCAGGACCACGGCCCACGGCUGGCUGGACACUUGUUAACGUUUAGCAAGAGAAGCAGAGACACGGGGAGUAGGUGGGCAGCGGGACUUGAGGGGCCCUCCGCGGUUGAAUGACGUGGACAGGACUGGUGGGCUCGGUUGAAACGGAACACAAAUGUGAUCAGUUAGUGGUGGGGUGUAGCGGAGGUCCACGGCUUGUUUUAAUUUCACAAACAGCAUUUCUGUGGCCUUCUAAUGAAAACGCAUUUCAAGGGUUACAAAGAGAGGCAAAUGGCGGAGCAGUCGGGCGUCUGUUUGGCCUCCUCGUGCCGACGGCUUCAGCGCGUGGCGUCCACCUCUGAGAUGGAAGGUCAGAGCCCAUCAGUUUGUUACUCGCUUGGCAGUGCCAGCCCUGAACCCACACGUUAAGGCAGGAAAGGCGCACCGGCGACUCCAUGGAGGUGUGGAACAGAGUGAGCCGACCACCCGUCCAGGUAAAGACCAGAAGACCAAAAUGUCACACAGAAUAAAGUCCUGUGAGUGCGAGGUGACAGCGUUCAGGCCCAAGUGGUGUAAAAGGACAAAUACGUUUAGAUAAAUCUCUACAGGGUGUGUGUGUGUGAAGUCUAUAACUAAGGUAGAUAUCUGUAUAUCGUGUAUCUGUUUUUCUAUCUGUCUCUCUAGUGAUACACGACAUGUGGGUCAUAUUAGUGUAGAAAUGUGUGUGUGUAGAUAUAGACGGUGUCUGAGGAGGUGACGUCACGCCUGCAGCUUUUCAUUCCCACCCAAUUCCCUCAUUAGGUGCCUAUCCUCGCCCGUCUCAGACUUGUUAGUCUGCAGUGCUGGGCUCUCAUGUCGUAGAUUUUCUCCGUCCUCGUGAUGCGCGGCCCAAAGCAGAUCAGUUUGAGUCUCGCGUUCUUCUCUUUAGUGUUUCAUUAAAGCAGACGGUGCAGGAAGGACACACACGUCACGUGGAGGAGUGCCGGCUGCUUUGUCAUUUGGGUCGUAUUGCUGUGAAUGUGACGACUGAAAUAAGGUGUCCCCACCCCUCCGUGCUUAACAAGUGAGACCACUGAAGUGAAGCCUCAAAAUGUCACCUGAGCAGUAAGAGCUUCAUCACUGAUGAUUGACUUCUUGUUAAGAAACUGAGUUGGAACAAAAACCUGUGGCCCACCCUGGCAUAUAAUCAUGUAUACUACCUGUGCUGCCCAUCUGAGACGGGUUGAAAGCAAAGUAAUUGACACAGACCACAGAGUUAAUGUUUGCAGUGCACCAUCUGUUGGAAUAUAUUUGUCGUAUGUAAUAGUAUGCCUGCCCUGCAUUUUGCACCACAACCAUUAAGACUGUUUUUGUGAAUCCCAUACCAAAUAGCAUUUGUCAUUCCAACAGCUGGCACAAGACCAACAUUCAUACUGCCUUUAUGAAAAUACCAACCCCGCCGGCGCCAAAUGGCUUAUAACAGAGACAUGCUUUGCAUUUGUCAUUCCAACAGAUGGUGCAUUACAGACAUUACAACUCCUGCCUCUUGUGAAACGGGACGUUGAUUUAACGGCUAUAAAGUGGCCGAGUGGUGGACUGGCAUCACAUCCAGCCUUGGUGCCCCGUAUUAUGGAGAAGGUGCCAUCUGAUAAUGAAGAGAUGUGGCAGGGUGCGUCGUCCAACAAGCCGACAACUGAAUGGACCGAGUGGGUCUUCAGUGGUAGGACGGGCAAAAUAAUUGAGUUUUUAGUAUAAAACCUUUUUUUUUUGGUAUGUUUUAUUAUUUCCAGCUCCCUCUGCUAAGACAGGUUGAAACUGAAAUAAUCAGUGAAGACCACCGCGUUCCUGUUUGCAUCUGUUGAAAUGCGGUUUGUAAUGUAUGUCAUUGUUUGUCACUCCAACAGGGGGCGCUUCACAGACACUUGUAGUAAUAAAAUGCGUUUGAUGGAUUUUACUUUUAGUUGUCCUCAAAGAGAAAGCUGAAAACAGCUAAACACACACAGGGUGGGCACAGAUAAGAAUCCCCCUUAAGAUAUAUUCACAUUUUGUUGCUUUAUAAUCUAAAAUGAAAACACGCACACUUUUUUUUUUUUUUUUUCCAGCUUGAUUUACUUGAAGCAACCAAUGACAUCCACGGCAAAGAUAAAUAAGCCACACAAAGUGAAGAUUUCCUGAGGGGGAUUCUCAUCUCUGCCCACCCCGUAUGCGUGUGUGUGUUAAUCUAAAACAAGACCACUAACACACACACACGUGCGCGGGGUGCACAUUUUGUAUUUCGAGUCGUACGUUAAUCCCAGCCGCUCGGUUUCUCUUCUGCUCGGAUCAAUGAGGGGUUUGAUUUGGCCGAGCGGAUGAACGUCACGGCCCCUUGUGACCCCCGCGUCACUCAGUACGUCACUCGGCUCGCUUUACUGGUUUUGGGUCAUUUCCUGUUAACGGGUGGAGAGUUGCAUUCGAUUAAACGCUAAAGCUCUGGAAUAUUCUGAAGAAACGCAACUCGUCAGAACCAAAUCAGAAAUUGCACUUUUACUUUGAGAUGACAACACGGAGGUGGAAAGCAAAGCGGCGUCCCAGGAAUUGUGCAACGUGCGCCACACGAUUGUCUUUACGGGCCUUUCAUUUUUUUUGUAUCAAUUUUUGAAAUGCUAAUAUUUUCCAUACAUUGAGUUUGAAUGUCGAGUUCUUACAGAUGUCACUGAGAUAAGCAAAGUUGCUAUUAAUAAAAAAAUCAAAAGCA